AUGCAUGGGGCUUCUGAGCUGGCAAAGCCCCUGGUCUUGCAGGAUGUCCCAUCCCCUCUUCUGCAGCUCCACCAGGUCCCAGUGGGUGUCCAUUACUGCAGGUUAAAUUUUGCUGGUAUCUUGGCCUGCCAGAGAUUGUAUGAGGAAAACUGUGCUCUUCCCUCCACUCCUGGUGAGAAGGUGGUAGUGGCAGCUGGAAGUGAUCCCACAUAUGAGCUGGCUCUGAUGAGUGGCACAAGCCACAGCAUGAACUACAGCCAGAGCAGCAGAGAGGAGGUGAAGAUGCUCACAAACAGCAGAGCAGUCGACAUGGCUGUCAAAGCCAUUACUGGGGACAACUUCAAGGCACCUCUGUUGGCAUGGGAGGGUAGGAUUGUGGUGAUGGGUUUUACUAGAGGAAAAAUCCCCUCAGUUCCCACUAACUUGAUUCUUCUGCUGAAUGUGUCUGCCAUGGGAGCACAGGAGUCAGCGUACCAGGAAGACGAUUUCCCCAUUUUUUCAUCUACCUCCUCCAUUCCCCAGUAUUUCUGGGAGGGAAACAUCCAUCCCCACAUUGAAGCAGUCUUCAAACUGGAAGAGGUAGACAAAGCCUUCAACCAUGUGCUCCAGUGAAAGAUACCUGUUGGCCUUCUUGGCCACAAGGGCACAUUGCUGGCUCAGGGUCAGCUUGUUGACCACCAGCACUCCCAGGUCCUUCUCAACAGAGCCACUUUCCAGCGGGUCAUUGAUGAAUAUAUUGACCAUGGCUGGACGCAGCACAGACCCCUGGUGAAUGCCACUAAACUCAGCAAAGGAAGAGACUCUCCAAGCUCCUACCCCAACAGUGGGCAAGCCAAAUGA
Molecule: messenger RNA, 840 nt
Organism: Phalacrocorax carbo (great cormorant)
Lineage: Eukaryota; Metazoa; Chordata; Aves; Suliformes; Phalacrocoracidae
Source: RefSeq, a predicted model, not a curated record